Messenger RNA from Caenorhabditis briggsae, 189 nucleotides. It is a transcript of the gene Cbr-gpc-2, whose product is annotated as Protein CBR-GPC-2. Lineage: Eukaryota; Metazoa; Nematoda; Chromadorea; Rhabditida; Rhabditidae. The record is from RefSeq and is a predicted model, not a curated record. Gene Ontology annotation, biological process: sensory perception of taste; phospholipase C-activating G protein-coupled receptor signaling pathway. The coding region runs from base 1 to 189 and encodes 62 amino acids. Gene Ontology annotation, molecular function: G-protein beta-subunit binding. Gene Ontology annotation, cellular component: heterotrimeric G-protein complex. The transcript is spliced from 2 exons.
AUGGAUAAGUCUGAUAUGCAAAGAAACGUCGAUUCGCUUCGUAGCCAACUCAACAUUGAGCGGACUCCAAUCACUGUCUCUGCUGCGGAGCUUCGUCGCUUCACUGAGAGCCAGGAGGACCCACUUGUCAACCCAAUCGAUAAGAAGGUCAACCCAUGGGCCGAGAAGAGCAAAUGCAGCAUGCUCUAA